AUGGCUCGACAACUCCCCCCAAAUCUCGUCUCCCACUUCACCCAAGCUCUCAAGAGCUACCAGCUAUCCAAUGCGACUUUCCGUGUCCUGUGCUCCUUGACCCCUUCCUCCCUAUCCUCUCCGUCCACGGCGUCGCCAGCUCCUCAACCGCCUAAGGCCGUCCCGAAGAGGCUCCUCGUCCUCGACUCCUCGUUCAACCCCCCGACCCUGGCCCACCAGCAGAUGGCGCUUUCCGCCUUCUCGGAGUAUAGACAGCCCGGCAGUGGUAAUAGAAAUAAUGGUGACGACGAUAAGUCGCGCGUCCUGCUCCUCCUCGCGAUCAACAACGCGGACAAGGCGCCCAAACCCGCCGCCUUCCCGCAACGGCUCGCCAUGAUGUACAUCUUCGCCCAGGACCUGCUAGCAGCCACAUCCACCUCCACCUCCACCGAAACGGCAGGUGACAGCGACAGUAGCAGCGGCGAUGCGAACGAGUGCGAGGGCGUCGACAUCGCAGUCACGACAGAGCCGUACUUCCACGCGAAAAGCGGCGCCGUCGCCUCAUCCGGCUUCUACCACCACUCCCAGGAGUCGGAGCCGGAGCCGGUAGUAGAGCAAGUCUACCUCACGGGCUUCGACACGCUGAUCCGCGUCUUCGACCCGAAGUACUACCCGUCCGGGUCGAUGGCGCGCGUGCUAGACCCCUUCUUCGCGCACGCGCGGCUCCGGGUCUCGAUGCGCACGGACGCGGACUGGGGCGACGCGGCGGCGCAACGGGCGUACCUUGAGGGCCUAAGGACGGGCGGGCUUGAGAAGGUCGGCGGGAAGACGGGGUGGGUGGAUAGGAUUAGUUUGGUUGAGGGGCGGAGGAACGGCGAGGAGGAGGUUGUGAGUAGCACGAAGGUGCGCGCGGCGGUGCUGAGGCGGGAUUGGGAUGCGUUGAAGAAGUUGGUUAGUGAGGGUGUGGCGGGGUGGAUUCGAAGGGAGGGGUUGUAUGCGGAGGAUGGUGCGUGA
Messenger RNA from Annulohypoxylon truncatum, 993 nucleotides. RefSeq names its product Nucleotidylyl transferase. The transcript has a single exon. Gene Ontology annotation, cellular component: cytoplasm; nucleus. The coding region runs from base 1 to 993 and encodes 330 amino acids. Lineage: Eukaryota; Fungi; Ascomycota; Sordariomycetes; Xylariales; Hypoxylaceae. The record is from RefSeq and is a predicted model, not a curated record. Gene Ontology annotation, molecular function: nicotinamide-nucleotide adenylyltransferase activity; ATP hydrolysis activity.